CAAAUGAUGACAGCAACUGACAAACUGUCGUGGAACUGUCUGGACCGGACGCAGGCCUCGCCCUUCUCUGCAGCUCCAGCACGCCUCCUCCUUGACGUCCUCCUCUCCUCGUCCUGCUCCUCUUCCUCCUACUCCUCCUCCUCCGAGGGCGCCGAGCCCACUCCUAACCGCGGGCAGCCGCUGCCCGCUGAGCGGACCAGCAGCCUGCUCUGCCCCCUGGUGGCCGCAUGACCGAGCUCCAUGGAGGUUUCCAUAGCCUCGGCCAGCAUCAACCGAGGCAGCCAGGAAGUGAGCGACUCUCGGCUGCCCUCUAAAAUGGCGAUGCAAGACAUCACCACUGAGCUGCACUGCCCGCUCUGCAAGAACUGGUUCAGUGACCCACUGAUGCUGAGCUGCGGCCACAACUUCUGCCAGGCCUGCAUCCAAAACUUCUGGAAGCUGGAAGCCAAGGAAACGUUCUGUCCUGAGUGCAAGAUGCUGUGUCAGUACAGCAACUGCACGUUCAACCUGGUGCUGGAGAAGCUGGUGGAGAAGGUGAAGAAGCUGCCCCUGCUCAAGGACCAGCCCCAGUGCUCGGAGCAUGGGGAGAACCUGAAGCUGUUCAGUAAGCCAGACGGGAAGCUGGUCUGCUUCCAGUGCAAGGACGCGCGGCUGUCCAUGGGGCCAUCCAAGGAGUUCUUGCAAAUCCCGGAUGCUGUGCGAUUCUUCACGGAGGAGCUCGCCACUUACCAGGAUCAAUUGGAGGCAACCCUAAAGGAACUUCAGUCUCUCAGGAACAAGCAGAAGGAUGCCAUUGCUUCUUGCAAGGAAGACAAGGUCCAUCUGCAGGAGCACGUGUCCUUGGAGUUUCUCAAGCUGCAUCAGUUCCUGCACAAUAAAGAAAAGGACAUCGUCAAUGCCCUCCGCGAGGAGGGCAGAGCCCUGAGCGAGGAGAUGGAGCACAGCCUGAGCCAGCUGCAGGAGCAGGGUGCCCAUGCCAAGGCCCUGCUGGCCAGCAUCAAGAGCCGCAUGGAGCAGCAGAACGCCUUCGAGUUCCUCAAGGACAUCACAAACCUCUUGAAGAGCUUGGGGAAAGCAAAGAAGGAGCUGGUGCCCCGAGGGCUGAUCUCCCGGAAGUUGGCCCCCGGCCUGUUCAGAGGCCCCAUCCAGUACAUGAUCUGGAAGGAAAUGCAGUCCACUCUCUCUCCAGGCCUGUACCCCUUGACUCUGGACCCUAAGACGGCUCACCCGAAUCUAGUGCUCUCCAAGGACCGCACCAGCGUGUGGCACGGUGAUGUGAAGCAGACGAUGCCCAAUGACCCAGAGAGGUUCGAUUCGAGCGUGGCGGUGCUGAGCUCCAAAGGCUUCACUUCUGGAAGGUGGUACUGGGAAGUGGAAGUGGGGAAGAAGACGAAGUGGACAGUCGGAGUGGCCAGGGAGUCCAUCAUCCGGAAGGGCAACUGUCCUCUCACGCCUGAGCGGGGAUUCUGGCUCCUGAGACUGCGGAACCAGACGGACCUUAAGGCUUUGGACCUGCCCUCCUGCAGCCUGCAGCUGACCGGCAGCCUGACCCGGGUGGGUGUGUACCUGGACUACGAGGGGGGGCAGGUGUCCUUCUACAACGCCAGCAGCAUGAGCCACAUCUACACCUUCUACAGCGGCGCGUUCGGAGAGAAGCUCUACCCGUACUUCUGCCCCUGCCUUAACGACGGCGGGGAGAACAAGGAGCCGCUGCGCAUCGUGCACCCGCAGUGAGCGCUCCCGCCGGCGCAUAGAUUCAAGUGUUAUUAAAGAAGCGUUGCAAUGGUUUCCCGGUCUCGGGGGGUUAUCUGCUCCACGCGCGGGGAUCGUCAGCACCCAGGACUCCUGCGCGGAAUUCCACGCUCAGCUUCCUCCGUGGAGGAUUCCCAGCAGAGCGACCUUCCUGCCUUGUUCCCUCGGCAGAUGUGAGCGUUGGACCCCUGGAAGACUUUGCAGAUAUGCCCUGAAACGACCAUGGCACGGUUUAUUUUUCCAGCCUACUCAAUUAGACUUUUCACACGCGCACUCUGUGUGUGUGUGUGUGCGUGUGCGUGUGUGUGUGCGUGCGUGCGCACUGGGGAUUGAACCCCGGGCUUGCACACCGAGCUGCAGGCCUAGCUCUUUUACAGCUGUUACUUUGGAUCUCGCUAAGUCCCUCAGUGGCCCAGGCCGGGCUCCUCUUUCCUCGGCUUUGUGCCCCACCACACCCAGCUUCCUGACUACUCUCCUUCCUAGGUAAUUACUUUUUUUUUUGGCACUGGGGAUGGAAACCACAACCUUGUGUUUCCCAACAGGCAAUUACGCUGCUGAGCUAAACCCCCAGCCCUAAGUAAUUGCUUUUUGAUAUACAUUUUCUUCUCCUUUAUUUUCUAGAGCUUGUUAUUGUAAUUUUCAAAAACUUGCUGCUGCUGGGUGUGGUGGUACAUACCUAUACUUCCAGCACUCAGGAGGUUGAUGCAGGAGGAUCACCUUGAGUUCCAGGGCAGCCUGGGCUAGCUAAUGAGCUUAAGGCCAGCCUGAAUUACAGAGUGAGACCCUGUCUCAGGAAAAAAACAAGACAAUGACAACAAACUUGCUGCAGAGACUACAAGAAAAAAGUAGGAGAUGGUCUGUGUUAGAUGAUAAUUUUGUUUUGAAUUUUCUGAAGAUACUUUUUAGUCUAGCAAAUCUGACUUUUUUCUUGCUGUCUCAGUCUGCUUUCCUUGCAUUAUGUAGCUAUGGAGCACUUGUUUUUCUCUGUUCAAUAGUACAGGCCUGCCUCACCACUGACUAAAAUGUGAUUCACCUCUAAGGUAUGGUCAAUACAGAGGAAAGUCAUUUGACCAAGAAUCCACUUGCAAAAUAUAAGCAGUAGCUGAAACUCAUUAUCCUUAGGCCAGAAUGGAUGCAGAUUAGAUUCAGUUUAAGAUGCUCAGGCUCCACUCAAGACCAGUUAGAAAAACUCUGUUGCAAGCAGAGCUGAAGCAGUCGUAGUUUCUAGAAGCUCCUGGGUGAUUCAACUGUAUGGCUGGAACAGAAAACCACUGAGCUAAAGGAACAGGGCUUUAAAAAAAAAAAACUUUCUGUUUAAAAAAAAAAUGAAAAUUUAGACUUGGGAAUGUAGCUCAGUGGUACAGUGCUUGCCUAGCACAUGUAAGGUUCUGGGUUUAAUCCCCAGUAUCACAAAAGAAAAAGAGAAAGAAAGAAGAAAACUUUAAGCUUACAAGAGUUGUACCUUUGUAUGGUCACCUCCUGUUACUUUCCAAUUAUUAAUACCAUGCCACGUGCUGUUGGUCUCCAUUCCUGAGUCUAUAAUUAUUUUUGUUACCUUUGCUGAACCAUUCUAGAUUAAAUUACUUAUCACUUAAGAUCAUCCAUAUUCUUGAAUAUAUCAGUGAGUAUCUCCUAAGAACCAGGUGUUCCCUUACAUAACCAGAGUAUUAUCAAAUUCAAUCUAAGGCCCGUCUGGGCUACAUAGGGAAACCAUGUCUCAAAAAUAAAAUCAAAACAAUCAAAUUCAGAAAAUGGAACAGACACAAUAUUACUAGCUAAUCUACAGCCCAUAUUUAAUCAGUAAAUAUUUCUCAUGGUGAGUUCUUAGGAACAGUGUAAAGAAUUUCAAGUAGCAUUACAGUGAGUUUGGGGGACAGAAGAGGACCUACUUGCUACUGUUAGAGUUCUGUGUAACUGAUAUCUAAAGUCUAUCUUGGGAAAAGAAAGGACUACAAAAUUCAGAGAAAGGGGAGGUCAACGUGUACUGAGAGAAAAAUCCUAAGGAAAAGUUGUGAUUAAGUUAGAGAUAGGGAGGAUGAGUAGGGGGAAACAUUCUAUCCUAGAUUCUGAAAAUAGAUGUUCUUUUUUUUUUGUACUGGGAAUUGAACUCUGGACCUUGUGCUUGCCAGGCGCUUGUGCUGCUGGGCUAUAUCCCUGGCCUAACAGAUGCUUUUUAAAGAAAAAAUUUUUGAGACAAGGUCUUGAUAUGUAAUUCAGGCUGGCCUUAAACUCAAUAUGUAGCCCAGACUGGCCUCAAACUUGAAGCAAUCCUCUUGCCUCAGCCUCCCAAGUGCUGCAAUUACAGGCAUGUGCCACACUCCUGGUAGAAAAAUAACUCCUUAAGAAUGAAUGUUUGGGGGCUGGGGAUUUAGCUCAGUGGCAUAAGCACCUGCCUUGCAAGCAGCUGGUCGUGAGUUCAAUCCCUGGUACUGAUUUAAAAAAAAAAAUGAAUGUUUGUUGCUGGGCAUGGUGGCACAUGGUCACCUCCUGUUCCUUUCCAAUUAUUAACGCCAUGCCACGUGCUGUUGGUCUCCAUUCCUGAGUCGAUAAUUAUUCUUGCUGUUACCCUUGCUGAACCAUCCUAGAUCCAUCCAUUAUCCAUACCCUUCCUCCCAGUAUCGCACACAUAAUCCUCAUUCGUGCAUUUUAGGUCUAAUCAGUUCUGAAAAGCCUCACUAAGAGUGCCUGAGGCUUUGGGGGGCCAUAUAGAUGCAAGCUGUAACAAGUACAAAGUUUAAAGCACCAAUGUCUGAUUUCCUUGCUGUAAACAGGUUCUGAAUGGUAAUUAGAAUACAUAACAUUCGCUUGAUAUUUGUGCUACAGGUAUCUUAGCCCACUUUGUGGCUUGCAUGUUCACUCUAAUUUUGGUAAUUUGAUUAAGAGAUGACGAAUGCAGUUAUAUUUACAUAUCUUUUCUGUCAUGAUUAAUAUUCAUGCCUUGUUUUAAAAAGCUUUUCCUAGCCAGGUGUGGUGGCGCAUGCCUGUAAUCCCAGCACUUGGGCUGUGGCAGGAGGAUCACCAUGAGUUUGUGGCCAACCCGGGCUCCAUAGUGAGUUCAAGGCCAGCUUGAGCUACAUAGUGAGAUCCUAUCUUGAAAAAAAAAAAAGAAAGAAAGAAAAAAUCUUUUCUUACUCUGAGGCUAGAAAGAUAUUCUCCUGUGGUCUGCAUUAAAGGUUUACCUUUUGUAUUUUUUAAAUUCUUAGGGUACUGUCAACUAGACAGCAGUGGUAACUGUAUAUUUACAUAUACUUAACUUAAAAAUAUAUGAGGAAAAAAUUAAGAGACAUACAAGAAGAAACUGAUAAAUCCAUAAUUAAAGUACAAAAUUUCUACA
Molecule: messenger RNA, 5086 nt
Organism: Cavia porcellus (domestic guinea pig)
Lineage: Eukaryota; Metazoa; Chordata; Mammalia; Rodentia; Caviidae
Gene: Trim69
Product: tripartite motif containing 69
Exons: 7
Coding region: 241-1734 (497 amino acids)
Biological process (GO): protein ubiquitination
Cellular component (GO): cytoplasm
Molecular function (GO): protein binding; ubiquitin protein ligase activity
Source: RefSeq, a predicted model, not a curated record